AUGUCUUAUAUAAAAAAUGUUUCAAUUGGAAAUGCAUCAAUCGAUGCUGUUUUAUCAACAUCUGGAGUCAUAUUUAUCAUUGGUGGUUUAAGUAAUACCGAGUAUAAAGCAUUCAACAAUGAACUAAAUCGGAUGAAAAAUAAUUAUGCUACAAUUAUACCAAUAAUUGAUGGAUUGAAUAUUGAUCAAUUACAAGAUUUUCUCAAAUGUAUUGAAUAUUCGAAUACAAUCAUGAAUCUAGACGGUGGUGAUAUAGACGAAAAGAAAGGAUUAGUAUUUAUUUCCGAUCUAACUAUACUUUCCGAUCAAACAGUAACACCACCGGUAUUGUUCAUUGCUCAAUAUUAUGACUAUGAAAUCAAUUUACGUGGUGGUAUUAGAACAAUAAAACCACAAAUAUUAUUUAUACAAAAUAAUCAACAAAAUGGUAUAUGUUUAACAAUUAAUGAUCCAUUUAAUCAUCAUUUAUGUCAAUCUAAUCAAACUUUAUCAAUAAAUACACGUUCAUCACCAUUUAUUCCAUUUCAUCGUCGUCCUCGUACAACAUCUCCUAUUACGUCUGAUUCAUCUAUUCGAAAUAAAAUUGAUCCAAUUAAAAUGGAAAAUUCUUCAUCAGAAUCAAUUGAAAAUCAUGAUACUCUAAUCGAAUCAACAUCAUCUUCAAUAGUAACAACAAAUACUCAAUUAACAACUAAUGAAAAACCAGCUGAUUGGACAGCAUCAACACCAAAUAGUGUUGGUGGUAUUACAGGUCCACUAUCAGUACUUACUUCAAUUACAAAUCAAAAUUCUACAAUAACAAAUUCUUCAGCACCAAAUCCAAUAUCAACACGUGGUAUUAAACGUUCAGCAACAAAAGCAUUUGAUGAAACAUUUAUUGAAGAUGAUGGACCAGAACAACAAAAACAAACAUAUGAUUUUUAUCGAAGUGAUUCAUUUCAACCUACACCUCCUAGUCCUAGUCAAAUAUCAUUUCGUUCUAAUCUUGAUUUUGAUGAUAAUGAAGAUUUAACAUCACGAACAAAUUAUUUAAUUUCAACAUCAAAUAAUACUCGUUCAUCAAAUCAAUCAUCAUUUUUUUCAAUAGAUGGACCAUCAAUGGUUGAUCUUGAAACAAUUAUUGAUUCACAAUAUACAAUAGAAAAUAAAACUACAAAUACUCAUACACAUAAUAUUUCUGAUAAUAAUAUUAAAUCACCAAGUCGAAAAGAAAAUGUACUUCCAGCACCUCCUAUUCCAAUUCUUCAUGAAAUGGAACAAAUCUAUAAUACAUCACCAGAUUCAUCAUCAUCAGAAAAACUUCAAGCAUUACAUUCUCCAUAUGGAAUUAUAAUUGAUACAUCAAUACAUGUUGCAAAUACACUUGAUGCAUUAAAUCAUUUUAAUCAAGAAUCUAUACUUGCACCAUUUGAAUCAAAUUCUAUUGCCGAACAAUCGUCUUACUAUCCAUUAAAUAAAUUUUCAUUAAAAAAAUUUCAUAAACGUUAUGAACCAUCAAAAUCAUUAUCAAUAACAACAUCAACAUAUCAUAGAAAUUUUCGAAAUUGGAAGUAUACAAUACCAAUUAAUGAUAUAUCAUCAAGUCCAUUUAAUAAUAAUCAACAAAUUUUACGCCAACAAACAACAUCACGUUCAAUACUAACACCAAUACCAAAUCUUUAUUCACCAAUGCGUUCAAAUGAUUUACAAUCAUCACCAUAUCCUAAUCGAUCAACUAGUAGUGUUCAAACAAUAAAUAGUCCAAUAGUUGGUAUUAUACCAUCAAUAAUACCUGAAAUUGAUUCAUUUAUAUUUAAUAUUUUACUUACUGAUAGUAUUUUAAAUAUAUAUUGUGAUAUUAAUUUUGAUUCAUGUGUUUUAUGUGCAUGUAAUUGA
Messenger RNA from Rotaria sp. Silwood1, 1875 nucleotides. The record is from the annotation of a GenBank genome assembly. Lineage: Eukaryota; Metazoa; Rotifera; Eurotatoria; Philodinida; Philodinidae.